Messenger RNA from Nelumbo nucifera (sacred lotus), 909 nucleotides. RefSeq names its product patatin-like protein 2. NCBI's taxonomy places the organism in Eukaryota, Viridiplantae, Streptophyta, Magnoliopsida, Proteales, Nelumbonaceae. Gene Ontology annotation, biological process: lipid metabolic process. Gene Ontology annotation, molecular function: glycerophospholipase activity; monoacylglycerol lipase activity. The record is from RefSeq and is a predicted model, not a curated record.
AUGAUUCUGUCAAACCCCAGAACUGCCGGGAUAGACCGCAUAGUGAAGCUGUGCCGUGUGCUCUCCGGGCCCAAGUACGAUGGCAAGUACAUCCGGUCCUUGACGGAGGGGCUUUUGGGUAAAACAACUCUUUCUCAGACCUUAACAAACGUCAUCAUCCCAACCUUUGAUGUUAAGCUUCUCCAGCCCACCAUUUUCACAACCAAGGAGGCAAAGACAAACGCUUUAAAAAAUUCUCGAUUAUCAGACAUCUGCAUCAGCACCUCUGCAGCUCCAACAUAUCUCCCGGCUCAUCACUUUGAGACAAACGAUUCCAAGGGUAACACCCGGAGCUUCAACCUCAUUGAUGGAGGGGUUGCUGCAAAUAACCCUACGCUACUAGCUCUCACCCACAUAUCGAAAGACAUAUUGAUAAAUGACCCAGAUUUCCUCCACAUAAAGCCCAUGGAUGCGUCUAAGUUCCUAGUCUUGUCCCUUGGCACUGGCGCGGCCAACCAUGAAGAGAAAUACUCUGCAGAAAUAGCUUCCAACUGGGGAUUGCUGGAAUGGACAUACAAUGAUGGAGCCACGCCCUUGAUUGAUGCCUUCAUGCAUUCAAGCUCAGAUGUAGUAGACAUCCACGCUUCUACUCUCUUUCAAGUCCUCCAUGCCCAGAAGAACUACCUCCGGAUUCAGGACGACACAUUGACAGGUGCGGCAUCAUCAGUUGAUAUAGCAACGGAGGAGAACCUGCAAAAUCUAGUGAGGAUUGGGAAGGAGUUGCUAAAGAAGCCCAUGUCCAUGGUGAACUUGGAGACUGGAAAGUUCGAACAGCUUCAUGGAGAAGGCACCAAUGAAGAAGCCUUGAUCCGAUUUGCGAGGCUACUCUCUCAGCAACGUAGGCUUAAGCAGGUCGAGGCUGAGUCAUAA